This is a messenger RNA of Mercurialis annua (annual mercury), 5000 nucleotides long. RefSeq names its product leucine-rich repeat receptor protein kinase EMS1. Gene Ontology annotation, molecular function: ATP binding; protein kinase activity; receptor serine/threonine kinase binding. Gene Ontology annotation, biological process: protein phosphorylation. The coding region runs from base 1 to 4791 and encodes 1596 amino acids. NCBI's taxonomy places the organism in Eukaryota, Viridiplantae, Streptophyta, Magnoliopsida, Malpighiales, Euphorbiaceae. The record is from RefSeq and is a predicted model, not a curated record. The transcript is spliced from 5 exons.
AUGGCGACUAUGAACCUAUCGUUUAUGAUAUGGUGCGAUGGCCGCAUGGUAAGCUCUCCGGCUGGAGUAGAAUACCAGGGCGGCUGUCGGGUGGAUAUGCCAAUUAUUGAUAGGAUGAAUUUUGAAGUGUUGAGGAAUAUGUGUAUAAGGGCAGUUGCUACGGACUCGGAAGUGGAGAUUACAAAAAUUUACUUACGACUUCCAAAAAUUGAAAGUUUGAAUUUGAGUGAAUCAAGUGGGUCGGAGAAAGGGAGUGAUGAAGAUGAAGAUGAUGAAGAGAAUUUUUAUGGCUGCGAGGAAGAGGCAGAAGAGCAAGAGGAUUGCAAUGAUCAUGAUUCUGGAGAAAACACAUUGUAUCAAUCGCAACUCCCAGAAGGUUUUAACCAUGUCAAUUUGGAUGAUUUUGAUGUGGCACCGGAUUCUGAUGAGAAGCUUAUGUGGAAUCCUGGGAUGGAGUUUCAAAUUGGGAUGAUCUUCCCAAAUCGUGAUUCUGUUCAGGCAUGUGCUACUGCUUAUUCUGUUGAGAACGGAAGGGAGCACAAAAUUCGCAGGACAACCAACUAUACUAUUGUGCUGGUAUGUAGGUAUCAUCCUAUUUGCAAAUGGUGGCUGCGUGUAACUCUGCUUCAAGCAAAUCAUACGUGGACAUGCACAAAAUAUAUCGGGCCGCAUACGUGCAAUGAGCUGGUGCCAAAUGCUAAUCAUAGAAAUUUUGGGGCACGAGAAAUUGCGAAAUCAUGUUCGCAUGAGAAAAAGGAAAGAAGAUAUUCUGAACUUGAUCUUCACUCAAAUUUUAUAUGGAAGGAUGACAUCUUUGGCUUGAACUCCACUCCAAUGCGUCUCUGUCAUAAAUUUCUGCAAGAACUGUUGUUUCUCAGACUGGCCAUGGAGUUUAAGCUUCUGUUUCUAUGCUUCUUAGUCCAUAAUCUACUCUUCGUUUCGCUCUCCAACUCCAUUUUAGACCAAAAUGGGAAGAACCCAGAUAGAGAUAACCUAUUAUCUUUCAAAGCCUCACUUCAAAAUCCAACCCUUCUGUCUUCAUGGAACUUGUCGACCCCUCAUUGCAGUUGGGUCGGUGUUGGUUGCCUGCAAGGCCGAGUUACCUCGCUACUUCUCUCUGAUCAAUCUCUAAAUGGUCCUCUACACCCUUCUCUUUUCUCUAUCUUCACUCUCACCGCCCUCGAUUUGUCCAAGAAUCAACUCUCUGGUGAAAUUUCACCUCAAAUUUCAGCUCUAAAACGCUUAAAACAGCUCUGUCUCGGUGAAAACCAGUUAUCUGGCGAGAUACCGAGUCAAAUCGGCGAGUUGAGUCAUCUUCAGAUUCUCAGACUCGGUGAUAAUUCGUUCAGUGGAAAUAUUCCACCUGAAUUUGGGAAGUUGACACAGCUUGAUACUCUUGAUCUCUCUGCAAAUGCACUCGUUGGUACAGUUCCGAGUCAAAUCGGUCACAUGACUGGGCUGCGGUUCCUGGAUAUGGGAAAUAAUAUGUUAUCAGGUUCUUUGCCUAAACCCUUUUACAAUAAUCUCAAGUCUUUAGUUUCUCUUGAUAUUUCAAACAACUCGUUUUCUGGUCCAAUUCCUCCAGAGAUUGGUAACCUCACUAAUCUCACUGAUCUCUACAUUGGUAUCAAUUCGUUUUCUGGUCUAUUACCUCCUCAAAUUGGUUCUCUUUCGAAGCUUGAAAACUUUUUUUCACCGUCGUGUUUGCUCAUAGGGCCUUUACCUGACCAGAUUUCCAACUUAAAGUCCUUAAAUAAACUUGACCUAUCUUAUAACCCACUCAAGUGUUCAAUUCCCAAAUCUCUAGGAAAGUUGCAUAAUUUGAGUAUAUUGAAUCUUGCUUAUUCUGAGCUUAACGGGUCUAUACCUGGCGAACUUGGAAAUUGCAAAAGCUUGAGGACUUUAAUGCUCUCUUUCAAUUCACUUACUGGGUCUCUGCCUGAAGAGCUAUCUCAUCUGCCUAUGUUGACAUUUUCUGCCGAAAAGAAUCAGCUUUCUGGGUCGUUGCCGUCCUGGAUUGGGGGAUGGGAUCAGAUGGAGUGGCUCUUUCUUUCGAGUAACGAGUUUUCCGGGAGAUUGCCACCUGAAAUUGGGAAUUGUUCAUCCUUAAAGCAUAUCAGUUUAAGUAAUAAUCUUUUGACCGGGACAAUUCCAGGAGAGCUCUGCAAUGCUGUGUCGCUUAUGGAGAUUGAUCUCGAUGGAAACUUCUUCUCUGGAACAAUUGAAGAUGCAUUUUUGAAGUGUGCUAACUUGACUCAGCUGGUUUUGGUUAAUAAUCAGAUUACUGGUUCGAUUCCUGACUACCUGGCAAAGCUUCCUUUGAUGGUUCUUGACCUUGAUUCCAACAAUUUCACAGGUGCAAUACCUUUGAGUCUAUGGAAGUCCACCACCUUGAUGGAAUUCUCUGCUUCAAAUAAUCUGUUAAAGGGCUCUCUGACUAUGGAGAUUGGGAAUGCUGUUGAAUUGCAGAGGCUAGUUCUUAGCAGUAAUAUGUUGAUCGGGACUAUUCCUAAGGAAAUUGGAUAUCUGACUUCUCUUUCUGUUCUUAACUUGAAUUCUAAUCUUCUGGAAGGUAAUAUUCCUGAUGAGCUAGGAGAUUGCAUUUCACUAACUACAUUGGACCUUGGAAAUAACAGGCUGAAUGGGUCAAUUCCUGACAAACUCGUAGAUUUGGUUGAGUUGCAGUGCUUGGUUCUUUCUCACAAUAAUUUGUCCGGGUCUAUUCCUUCAAAGCCUUCUACGUAUUUUCGAGAGGCUAAUAUACCUGACUCGAGCUUUCUUCAACACCAUGGAGUGUUUGAUUUAUCUCAUAAUAUGCUGUCUGGUUCAAUACCUGAGGAAUUGGGGAACCUUGUGGUAAUAGUUAAUCUACUAAUUAAUGAUAACAUGCUUUCUGGUGCAAUUCCAGGAUCACUUUCUAGGUUAAGUAAUCUUACAACCUUGGAUUUAUCCGGAAAUGUUUUAAGUGGUCAUAUUCCACCACAGGUUGGGCACUCUACUAAGCUUCAAGGUUUGUAUCUGGGAAAAAAUCAGCUCUCAGGUAUCAUCCCUGAAAGUUUAGGUAACUUGGGUAGUUUAGUGAAGCUGAACUUGACAGGUAAUAAGUUGUAUGGCUCGAUUCCUCUUAGUUUUGGCAACUUGAAAGAACUUACUCAUUUAGAUAUAAGCAAUAAUGAGCUUGUGGGUCGGCUUCCUUCAUCUCUGUCGCAUAUGCUGAAUCUUGUCGGGCUUUAUGUUCAGCAGAACAGGCUUUCUGGUUCUAUAGAUGAGCUCUUGUCUGAUCCCAUGGCAUGGAAGAUAGAAACUUUGAAUUUGAGUAAUAAUCUCUUUGAUGGGGGAUUACCCCGAUCUUUGUGCAAUCUGUCGUACUUGACGUACUUGGAUUUUCAUGGAAAUAAGCUUACCGGAGAGAUUCCUGCAGAGCUUGGGGAUUUAAUGCAACUUCAAUAUUUUGAUGUUUCUGGGAAUAGAUUGUCUGGGCAGAUUCCAGAGAAAAUAUGCACCUUGGAUAACCUGUUUUAUCUGAAUUUAUCAGAAAACAGUCUGGAAGGUCCUGUCCCCAGAAAUGGUAUCUGCUUAAGCCUAUCAAAAGUUUCAGUUGCUGGCAACAAAAAUUUGUGCGGCAGAAUUAUAGGUUCAGAGUGUAGAAUCAGAAGCUUUGGCAGGUUAACUUUGCUAAAUGCCUGGGGAUAUGCAGGGAUAGCUGUUGGAUGCAUGAUUAUCAUUCUUACUGUAGCUUUUGCACUACGAAGCUGGAGCAUGAGAGGUAGCAGACGGGGUGAUCCUGAGGACACUGAAGAAAGCAAGUUGAGCAGUUUUAUGGAUCAACACCUUUUCUUAUUAAGUAGCAGCAGAUCAAAGGAACCUUUAAGCAUCAACAUAGCUAUGUUUGAGCGUCCUCUUCUGAAAAUAACCUUAGUUGAUAUUCUUGAGGCCACUAAUAACUUCUGCAAGACAAACAUCAUUGGAGAUGGAGGAUUUGGUACAGUAUACAAGGCCACCUUGCCUGAUGGAAAAACAGUUGCAGUCAAAAAGCUAAGCGAAGCCAAAACACAGGGUAACCGUGAAUUUGUUGCUGAAAUGGAGACCCUGGGCAAGGUAAAGCAUCAGAAUUUGGUUCCAUUGCUCGGAUACUGCUCCUUUGGUGAGGAAAAGCUGCUGGUGUACGAGUAUAUGGUAAAUGGAAGCUUAGACAGCUGGCUAAGAAACCGAAGUGGCCCCCUUGAAGUCCUGGAUUGGACAAAACGCUACAAGAUUGCGACUGGCUCUGCCCGUGGGCUAGCUUUUCUUCACCACGGAUUCAUCCCUCACAUCAUACACAGGGAUGUCAAGGCCAGCAACAUCUUGCUUAAUGGAGAAUUUGAACCAAAAGUGGCCGACUUCGGGCUUGCCAGACUGAUCAGUGCAUGUGAGACGCAUGUGAGUACUGAUAUAGCUGGGACAUUUGGCUACAUUCCACCGGAGUACGGACAGAGCGGAAGGUCCACGACGAGAGGAGACGUCUACAGCUUUGGUGUUAUACUGCUGGAGUUGGUGACUGGGAAAGAGCCUACAGGGCCUGAUUUCAAAGAGGUAGAAGGAGGGAAUCUAGUUGGUUGGGUGUUCCAAAAGAUGAAGAAAGGUCAGGCAGCUGAUGUUCUUGAUCCUACGGUGGCCAAUGCGGAAUCAAAGAAGAUGAUGAUUAAAGUGCUGAAAAUUGCAUCUUAUUGCCUGUGUGAUAAUCCUGCUGACAGGCCCACUAUGCUGGAGGUACUCAAGUUAUUGAAAGGGAUUAAAGGUGAUAAGUUCUAGUGGAGUUUGCUGGUUGCUGCAAUAACUCUGUCAAAAUCUGAAGCUGUUAGUUUCUCAGUAGGCUAAUCUAAUUUGACGACUGUUAACUUUAGGGUUCCGUUGUAAUCCAUAUUGUAAAAGAUAAAUUGUGAUGCAAGUAUUCAACUAUAGGGCCAUGGCCUGUUUGCAGUAAGAGAAAACCUAACUCUAUAAAAUCUGCCGCUUCUACA